UUUUAAUUUAUUAAUCAUCAUUGUUCUACUUUAUCCAUUGCAUUGUACGUUGUUGCAUACACUUUCGUUUUCUUGAUAUUGAAGCUGAAGUUUUAAAUUGUAAAUAUCAUUUUAAAAGUUCACCCACUACAAAUUUGGUGCCGCCAAAAAAAAUUUUCGCGUACUUGUCAAUGGAUUCAGAGCCAAAGCUUCUUUUGUUACCGCGCUGGUGACAACGCAGAAUUAUUUACUUACUUCUAACAAGAAGUUUUUAUGAAUGAUCAAACCGAAGAGUAUUGAGGGAGAAAAAAUCAGUUUAAUAUUACUGGAUCGUUGACGAGAUUAGAAGUGUGAUGUACUGAAGACAAAAUUGAGUUUAAAAAAUUCGCAGUAAAGACAGCACUUCGUGCGUAAAACUGUUGCCGGUAUUUCAGAAGUGUUUGCUGAAAAAGGAAGUAUAAUGGUCAUGGAUACGGAUUCUGAGGGAAAGUACUUAUCUAACAACUGAUUGAGACGUCAAAAAGAAACCUUCCCAUCUGCAGUAUGAGAUUUCAAACAAUUGUUCUGUAAAAUAAGCAUCAAAAAGUUACACUGUUUACGUAUGCAGAAAUCACUGGGAAGGAAAAAAUUAUGCCGACGAAUGUGUGGAAAAAAUCGUGGAUUCGCCAAAUCAAUCGUGAGGAAAUAUCGUUAUAGCAAAUGGUGAAACUCUGGACACGGGUUUGGAUAAAGAAUAUGAUGUUACCGACCAUCAAGAAGUUGCCAUUCAGAAGGAUUCUUCGAAUAAUACUUGCUAGGUGAAAUCCAUUAUUGUACAGCCUGCCAAAUGCAAUAUGCCAGAAGCUACGAAGACUUUGGAAAAUGGAGCAAGUGAGAUCGCUCAUGAUUAUUUUACUGAUGCUAUCGAUUAUGAGGUUGAUGACAUCUUUAUGGACACGAUUGAUGGCAACACUGAAACGAAAAAUGAAGAAGACGAAGUUGAAAAUUUACAGAAAAAAGGUUUUACAUCACUCGAAGAUGCAAUAGACAACGAAGUUUUUAGAAAACCUAUUAAUGUGCCGGUCAACAAAACUGUAGGAGAAGUAGUAAUCAUGAUCUUGAAGUUUGUUCUAGUGCACGCGCUUUCAUUAACUGAGGCUACUGAUUUAUUUUUCAUGAUUAAUUGUAUUUUUGCAGAAUCUUUUCUACCAAACACUCGAUAUUUACUUAACAAAUUAUUUUAUCCGAAAUGUUGUAUGCAACUCCACGGAAUUUGUUCUAAAUGCGGUGCAUAUAUACGUAAAUUGAAUCGGAAGGAUCGUCUUGUAAAAUGUAAAAUAUGUAUGACUACAGUCAAUGUCAAAGAUAAAGCGUAUACGGACAUUUUUGUAAUGAUGGAUAUUGCAUCUCCGAUUUCUAGAUUAAUAGAGUCAAAUAGUGCUUAUUACAAUUACAUUGUAAAUGAAAGAGUUUUUGAAAAAGGAUACAUACGUGAUGUUUACGAUGGUAAAAAGUAUCAGGAAUUCGUAUCAAAAUUAAGUGAAGCUGACAGACAUAAUUAUGCUACUUACUCCAUUUAGCCUAUUUUUCUAAUGCUAAAUAAUGUAUCACUCAAUGUAAGAACCAAAGAAUUGAUUCUAGCAGGUCUUUGGUUCGGAAAAGAUAAACCUAACAUGAAUGUAUUCCUCGAGCCAUUUGUUGAACAAAUGAAGGAACUUUCGAGCGAGGGAGUUCAGUGCAUCAUAAAACUUGUGCAGAUUUGCAUUAAAGUCUUUACUUUAAUCUGCUCUGUCGACUCUGUCGCUCGUGCACCACUGCAAGGAUUUGCUCAAUUUAAUGGCUCAUACGGCUGCGGCCUCUGUCUUCACCCCGGUGAGUGGAUUCGCAAUAACUUUAAGAACCCACGAUCUGGAAAUAUUAAGUAUCCUUUGAUGAAUGAAAUUCCAAAAGAGAGAAAUGUUCAGAAUACCAUAGAAUACAUUAAGAAAGCUGUUACUUCAAAAAAGCCUGUUUUCGAAAUUAAAUGUCCAUCACAAUUGAUAAAUCUAAUGCAUUAUGACAUUAUUAAGGUUUAUGUCGUAGAAUCCUUGCACUGUGCCUCCAGAGUUGCUAAACAAUUUGCCGCUACCUGGUUUGGCAAUAAAAAGAAAGCCGGGCUUUUUUCUAGAUCAAUUAUCUUUGCAAUCGAUAAAUUUAUUACUGACAUCAAAGCACCUCACCAGAUUAUUAGAGUAACUCGGACGUUUUCAGAAAAAGAGUUUUGGAAAGCUCGUGAAUGGGAGAAUUGGACUCUUUUUUACAUAUUGCCAAGCCACCUUUUGGUGCACUGGGCUUUGUUUGUCGAGGCUGUUUAUAUAUUAACAAAAUAAGAAAUAAAAAUUGAUGAACUUGAUCUAGCUGAUACACUAUUAUCCGAAUUCGUUGCUCGUACCGAAAUUCUGUACUCUAAGACGUCAAUGACGUUUAAUGUGCACUUAAUUGGACAAUUAACGAAAAGUGUUCUUGAUUGGGUGUACAUCACCAAAUAUGUCGGCAAAUUAGUAUGAAGUACAGUUUUCUAAUUUUAAAAGAUCAUGUGUAGAGUUCAUUGCCUGUUUUUGAUAAUCGAGCGAAAGUUUCGGAUAGGAAUUCAUUUCGAAUCAUUCCGAAAUCUGUAUCCGAACCAACCCGAAUCAAUCGGAAACAAUCCGAAAAAAGUUCUACAUUUUGUUCGAUCCAAAUCAGUUGAAAAUUAAUCCGACCCAAUCCGAACUUCCAAUCCGAACCAAAUUUUCAAUCCAAAUAAAUCCGAAUGAAUCCGAACUCGGAUUGAUACAUACUGAAUUUUCAACCUGAAUGAAUCCGAGUUCGGAUUGAAUUGGAUUUAUUCGGAUUGAAAAUCGGUUUGGAUCAAUCCGAGUUCGGAUUUAUUAUGAUUGAAAAUUUGGUUCGGACUGAUUCGGAUUGGAAGUUUGGAUUAAACCGGAUUGAGUCGGAUUAAUUUUUAACCGAUUUGGAUCGAACGAAAUUGAUAACUUUUUUCGGAUUGGUUCAGAAAGAUUCGGAUUGGUUCGGAUACAGUUUGCGAAAUGAUUCGGAUUGUUUCGGAAUGAAUUCCUAUCUAAGACUUUCGCCAGGGGUCUUAAGGACAUCGCUAAAACAUUUUUAAGACGCCCUAUUCAUGUCUUUACGAUGUUAUAAAGAUCUAUUAAAAUUUUGUGCUCACUAGUAUAAUAUUUAAGGUUUAAAUGUUUUUGUUUUGCAUAAAAUGAUUUAUGUAUAAAAUAU
This is a messenger RNA of Belonocnema kinseyi, 3225 nucleotides long. RefSeq lists its product as uncharacterized. The transcript has 3 exons. The coding region runs from base 813 to 1538 and encodes 241 amino acids. NCBI's taxonomy places the organism in Eukaryota, Metazoa, Arthropoda, Insecta, Hymenoptera, Cynipidae. The record is from RefSeq and is a predicted model, not a curated record.